Messenger RNA from Salvia miltiorrhiza (redroot sage), 2313 nucleotides. RefSeq names its product very-long-chain aldehyde decarbonylase CER3-like. The transcript is spliced from 11 exons. Gene Ontology annotation, molecular function: oxidoreductase activity; iron ion binding. The record is from RefSeq and is a predicted model, not a curated record. Bases 253 to 2148 code for a protein of 631 amino acids. NCBI's taxonomy places the organism in Eukaryota, Viridiplantae, Streptophyta, Magnoliopsida, Lamiales, Lamiaceae. Gene Ontology annotation, biological process: lipid biosynthetic process.
AAUUAAUACAGAGCCUCAAAUGCAGCAAAUUAGGCAUAUUGCUGUAGCAAUAAAUGUGUCAUUCAACCUAUUCGCAAACACCACUCCAAAGAAACAGAAGCAAAACUCUAGUAUUUGAAGCAUUAUAUAUAUCCCAUCCUAAAAUCUGCAUUCGCUAGUAACAGAAAACAAACUUUCAUUCUCCAACCGCUAAUCUCUCAUUUGGAAAUCGCAUUAUUUUAGGCGCUCAAAGGUUUUAGGAAUCUCGAGACCAUGGUUUCACCAUUGUCUGCUUGGCCAUGGGAAUUCUUGGGUAACUACAAGCUUGGUGUUUAUGGGGUUUUCCUGGGGAAAGCAAUAUAUUCAAGAUUUCAAGAAGAAGGCAUGAAACAGACUAAUUGGUUUCUUCACAUCUUCAUCAUAUGUAUGCUGAGACUCUUUGUGCACCAGCUAUGGAGUUCUUACAGCAGCAUGCUCUUUCUCACUCGCAACCGACAGAUUAACAAGCAAGGAAUUGAUUUCAAACAGAUUGACAAAGAAUGGAACUGGGAUAAUUUCAUUAUUCUUCAAGGCAUCAUUGGUGCUCUAGUGUUGUACAUGUUCCCAACUUUUGAAAGACUAUGUAUAUGGAACAAAAAUGGGCUGAGUGCAGCACUGGUUCUUCACGUAUCUAUCUCGGAGCCUCUUUUCUACACCAUUCACAGAUGCUUUCAUGGAGAUUAUCUCUUCAGUCGCUAUCACUCUUUCCACCACUCUUCCCCUGUACCACAGCCCCUUACAGCUGGAAAUGCCACAUUCUUGGAACAUCUUUUGCUGACUGUCGUAGUUGCAGUGCCAAUUAUCGGUACUUUUGCAAUUGGCCAUGGAUCCAUAAGCUUGAUCUACGCCUACCUUCUGUUGUUCGACUGUCUGAGAUGUUUAGGCCACUCCAAUGUGGAGUUCAUUCCUCAUCAGAUAUUUGAUGCAGCACCAUUCCUCAAAUAUCUACUCUAUACUCCAACGUACCACUACCUACAUCAUGUUGAGAAGGACUCAAAUUAUUGCCUUUUCAUGCCUCUUUUUGAUGCAUUAGGAAACACAUUGAACAAAAAAUCAUGGGAUGUGCAGAGGAGAAACAGUUUAAACUCAGGUGUAAAUGGGAGGGUUCCAGAUUUUGUAUUCCUUGCACAUAUAGUGGAUAUGUCAUCUGCAAUGCACGCGCCGUUUCUGGUCCGAUCAAUGGCCUCGUUGCCCUUCUACACAAGACUAUAUUUGAUUCCAUUAUGGCCCAUCUCUUUCGCGGUGAUGUUCCUGAUGUGGGCUAAAUCUAAGACUUUCUUGGUCUCUUUCUACUACCUAAGGAACCAGCUGCACCAGACGUGGGUUGUUCCCCGGUUUGGUUUUCAGUAUUUCUUGCCAUUUGCAGCAAAAGGCAUCAAUAGACAAAUAGAAGAGGCUAUUCUUCGAGCUGACAAAUUGGGAGUUAAAGUCAUUAGCCUUGCUGCUUUGAAUAAGAAUGAGGCUCUAAACGGAGGCGGAACAAUCUUUGUGAACAAACAUCCGAACCUUAAAGUCCGCGUGGUGCACGGGAACACUUUGACAGCAGCUGUGAUUCUUCAUGAGCUCCCUCAAGAUGUAACCGAGGUGUUCUUAACUGGAGCCACUUCGAAACUGGGAAGAGCUAUUGCUCUUUACCUUUGCAGAAAAGGAGUUCGAGUUCUAAUGCUGACUCUAUCAACAGAGAGAUUCCGAAAGAUCCAGAAAGAAGCACCAGGUGAUUGCCAGAAGUACCUUGUCCAAGUAACUAAGUAUCAAGCUGCACAAAACUGCAAGACAUGGAUAGUAGGAAAAUGGAUCACACAUUGGGAGCAAAGAUUCGCCCCGGCUGGAGCUCACUUCCAUCAGUUUGUGGUUCCAGCUACAAAGCCAUACAGAAGGGACUGCACUUAUGGCACUCUUGCAGCCUUGAGGCUACCCGAAGACGUGCUAGGGCUGGGGUCGUGUGAGUACUCAAUGGACAGAGGGAUUGUGCAUGCUUGCCAUGCAGGUGGAGUGGUUCAUUUCCUGGAAGGAUGGACUCACAACGAAGUGGGAGCCAUAGACGUUGACCGGAUUGACUUUGUGUGGGAGGCUGCAAUGAAGCAUGGUUUUAAGCUCGUCUCAGAUAAUGCCACCAAAUACAAGGAUUAAUUUAGACACUAGCUACUACACCAAUUCAAAUAUGUAUACUAAGAAACACCAUUUUCUUCUUGCCUUGACAUCAUCAUCGCUUUCUAACAAUUAUUUUGAUCGCCAAAAUGUAACAUUUGUUUGCAUUGUAUCAUCAGUUGAGUUAAUCAAGAUUCUGUUGUUGGA